UCUAAUUACUUAACAAAGUGACUGUUUAGACAGUGUUUGGAGUGGAUGUCUUUAUUCAGUUAUGUGUAGAUCCACCAUAGAAGACUUUAACGUCGUUGUGAGGCUCGCAACGUAUUUGAUAUCACUGCAAAUUGUUUUGGAUGUGUCCAGCGGUCAAGAUGUAGAAGUUCCAAAUCCUUUGUUCCACUUUCCCGGAGGAUCGGACCCCUUUCAAGGCAUUAUUCUGGCUAUAGACCUUCCGCUAGACAGCGGAGGUUUCGCAGAUCUACAUUUUUCCUUGCUCUACGAGGCUGCGUAUGUGUUGCCAACAAACGAGACAUCUUUCGACUACCCGCCUAUAAUAGCGAGCCGGAAAAUUUUCUACGAUAUUUUUGAGGAGAAAUUUAAAUCAUAUGGCUACCCUGGGAAAGAUUGCCUUUUGAGAGCAAUAUGUGAAUCGGCUGAAUUUUCUGUUCAACAUACGGGGGUCUUAGGAGAUCUAGUCCACAUCCUUUUAAUGCCUUCCACUUCUAAAGCAGAAUAUUUGUUGGGCGAAGAGUACAAGGAAUCGGAAGAAUAUGGAAGAAGAAAUGGACACUGUAAGGAAUACCAAUAUAAAUGUUCUUUUAGUUUGUUAGAAAAAAUAAGUCGGAUUAUAUUGUAAUAUUUCUUGAUAAAUGUAACAAAAUGAUAUUGUUUUCAUAUCAGAUGCAGUUUGACUUUGAAAAUGAUUGAUUUGAUUA
Messenger RNA from Anoplophora glabripennis (Asian longhorned beetle), 722 nucleotides. RefSeq lists its product as uncharacterized. Lineage: Eukaryota; Metazoa; Arthropoda; Insecta; Coleoptera; Cerambycidae. The record is from RefSeq and is a predicted model, not a curated record. The transcript is spliced from 4 exons. Bases 62 to 643 code for a protein of 193 amino acids.